AGUACACCAUCGUCUCCUGCCUUCAUGUCCUCCUAUCAUAUGCUCCUCCUCCUCCUUCCUCCCUUCUCUCCGCUCUUCUUCCCAAACCCUCUCUCUUCCUUCCAGCUCUUCAAUUCCUCCCUGCAACCCACAAACUCCAUAAAAUAGUGCUCCAAUCCGCGAGCUCGCCUCUCUCCUGCACCCACCUGACACGCAUAUGCGUCAUACCCGGAAGAAAAAUCAGUUCUUGGCAACCUAGCUACUUGCUAGACUGGUAGCUAGCUACUAGCUAGAGUGUUUCCGUAACACGGCCAGCUUGAUCUCUUGCUAGCUCUCUACCGGCGGCGGCGGUCGCCGGCAUCACUCUACGUCAUCACGGCUGAGCAGUUUUUCAGCGGGAAGAAGAUCAUCUCAGUUCAUCGCUCAGAGAAGCUGAGCGCCUGAGAGAGAGAAAAGGUUUUUUUUUUUUUUUGGGCUGUACAUGUACCAUGGCGUGAGCUGCCAUGGAGAUCAACGGAGACGCUGGCGGAGGCCGCCGGCCUAAUUUCCCCUUACAGCUUCUUGGGAAGAAGGAGGAGCAGCCGUGCUCCACGUCCCCUGCGGCAGGCGGCGUCGGCACGAAUGGGCCGGCGGCGCCGGGAGAGCUGCAGGGGAGGAAGGUGGCGGCGCCGAAGCGGACCUCGACGAAGGACCGGCACACGAAGGUGGACGGGCGCGGGCGGCGCAUCCGGAUGCCGGCGAUCUGCGCCGCUCGGGUGUUCCAGCUGACGCGGGAGCUGGGGCACAAGACCGACGGCGAGACCAUCGAGUGGCUGCUGCAGCAGGCCGAGCCGGCGGUGAUCGCCGCGACCGGGACGGGCACCAUCCCGGCCAACUUCACCUCCCUGAACAUCUCCCUCCGCUCCUCCGGUUCGUCCCUCUCCAUCCCCUCCCACCUCCGUCUGGCCGGUCUGGCUGGCUCUCGCUUCGGCGGCGGCGCACGGGUCGACGCGUGGGACCGCGUCGUCGGCCUGGGGUUCGGCGGGGCCGAGGGCCCGUCCUCUGCCACCUCCUCCUCCUCGUCGCCACUUCUGCUGAGCUUCCACUCCGGAAGCGUCGGUCUUGACGUGUCGCCGUCGGCAUCGACCUCCGCCACCGCCGCCAACACUGAGCUGUCCCGGAAGAGGCGGUGGGAGCAAGAAAUGCAACAGCAGCAGCAGUACCAGCAGCAGAUGGCUGGGUACACGCAGAGCCAAAUUCCAGGCACGGUGUGGAUGGUACCGAGCAGCAACGCGCAGGCCGGUGGCACCGCUCCGCCCGGAGGCGGUGGCGGCGCCGGCGAGCCGAUUUGGACGUUCCCGCAGUCAGGGACCGGCGGUGCGCCGACGGUGUACCGUGGCGUGCCGAGCGGGCUACAUUUCAUGAACUUGCCGGCGGCACCGAUGGCGCUGCUUCCCGGCGGGCAGCAGCUCGGGCUCGGCCAGGUCACCGUCGCCGGAGCGGGUGGGGGUGGUGGCGACGGGCACUCGGGGAUCCUCGCCGCUCUCAAUGCGUACCGCGCACAAGCAGCGCAGCCGGACGGCGCCGGCGGCGCGGGGCAAAACGGAGCGCAAGGCUCUAGACAGCAUCAGGAGCACGGCGGCGGGGGCGACGAGCGCCAUGAGAGCAUGAGCGCCAGCGACUCGUAGGCCUUCCGUGCGGUGUGCCGCAAAUUCUUCUGGUUUUGAUCUGUUCUUCUUCUUUUCUCCGUUUUUGUUUGAGUUAUUAUUGUCUAUGGCUUUCUUCUUCCUCGAUCCAUCAUAUUCAUGCAAGGAUCAUACAGUUGCAUUACAUGGCAUGCAUCUGCAUAAAAAUAA
Messenger RNA from Oryza brachyantha (malo sina), 1814 nucleotides. RefSeq names its product transcription factor TCP14-like. Gene Ontology annotation, cellular component: nucleus. The record is from RefSeq and is a predicted model, not a curated record. The transcript has a single exon. The coding region runs from base 483 to 1646 and encodes 387 amino acids. Gene Ontology annotation, molecular function: sequence-specific DNA binding; DNA-binding transcription factor activity. Lineage: Eukaryota; Viridiplantae; Streptophyta; Magnoliopsida; Poales; Poaceae.